AAUCUCGAUGACGUGUUCAGUCACGUGCCAACAAAGCGCCUCACGUGACUGGCCAACGGCUACAAACCUGAGUGGCCUUUGCAAAAAUGCACAAUUCCAUCCAGACUGCAGCCAUGGAGGGAGGUUCGUCUCUCAACAGAUCUCAGCUCAAAAGUGAUGUUGAUGACAUGUUUCAAGAAAUCCUUAAGAUGCAACCGACCACUUUGUCAGAGGUUGAGCAGCGUAUGUACGAUAAAGAGAAGAUAUUCAUGAGGCAUUUUGUGCUCAUGAAGAAGGACAAUGAAGUCCCCACCCAUCUCUCGCUUGAACAUUUCAAAAUGUGGUUGCUGGGGAGAAGAAGCUUCCAGCAAGAGUUCCAAAAAACACAAAUGAAAAUGGAUGCCUGGAUGUUCAAGCACCUUCAUGUGGAGUGGACAAGGGCAAGGAUCCUCUGUUUAAAUCAGAUGCAGAGAGAAACCUACAAGGAAUUUGCCGAAGAGGAACGACUUUCGCGCCUCCUCGGGAGGAAGGUCACGCUGGAAGGCCUGGGCAGGUACCUGUCAACGAAGGUGUCCCCCCAAGCCGAGGAGGAGACCCAGCUCCUGCUCCAGAGUUUAUUCAACGAGCUUGAGAUGUGUUUGAGCAGCACCGAAAUGCCCGGGACACAAAUAGAGGCAUUCUCCUUGUUCCAGCGUAAUACCGAGGACUUGGUGGAGAAGAUCUUGGAAUUGGCUCUGGAGUACCUCCUGAAGGAGUUGAAGCCACCUGCAAACGAGGACUUGAUUACAGCCUCUGUGCAAGAAAGAGCUCGGGGAGCCAGAAAGGAGAUCGCCGGGACCCUCGUCCGUGCUCUGGCUUCGAUCCCCGGCCUGAGUAGCUACAUCGGCCGAGACGACCUCCGAUUCGUCUGCACGUUGGCAGCUGCAAAAAUAACCCGAAGUAUUUACAAAGUCUUUGCUGAACGCGCCGCAAGUUUUCCCUCGCUGGACUGUGAAAAAAACGAGGUCACUGCACAGAUACAAGUAAGGAAUGCCGUUGAGGAGAUGUGGAAAAAACACUUCCAGGAGGUCAUGAAAGCGGGAAGGGAUGGACUAUGAAUUUUACCUUUUAUACCUUUUUUAUAUUUGAUAAUUACAUUCUUUGGACAGAAAAUUACUGUCAGAUGUUUUUUUUCCCUUACAGAUGUAAUGGACUGUACAUAUAAAAUAUAUACUGAAUAUUCAACAAUCCAAACAGUUGACCGUG
Syngnathoides biaculeatus (alligator pipefish) is the source of this 1224-nucleotide messenger RNA. RefSeq lists its product as uncharacterized. NCBI's taxonomy places the organism in Eukaryota, Metazoa, Chordata, Actinopteri, Syngnathiformes, Syngnathidae. The transcript is spliced from 6 exons. The record is from RefSeq and is a predicted model, not a curated record. The coding region runs from base 87 to 1076 and encodes 329 amino acids.